AUGGACCACCUCUCACCCAAUGGCGACCAGCCGCUCAAUCCGGCAAGACACAGACUGGUCGAACAAGUCAUCAGGACACCAGGAAGACAACCGUCACCACAGCCGACAUUGCUAGGAGUGCCCGGUGCCUCCCAGUCCAAUCAGUCAUUACACCGUAUCCUGUCGGAUAACAGUCCUGGCUAUGUGGCUCCUCAGUUCGAGGGCAAGAGGGCACAAAUGGAAGAGGUUAUGGACCUCAUCGAAGAGAAGGGCUUCCUGCCCACUGAAUUUAUCGCCUCUGAGACCGAAUGGUUCUACAAUUCGCUGGGGAUCGACGACAUGUACUUCUCCACCGAGACCGUCGAGGCCGUGGCAAGCAACAUCCUUUCGUUGUACGCGGCCAAGCUCGCUGCCUAUGCGCGGGAUGACAAGAAGCUGGAGAUCAGAUUGGCCAAAGAGGCGUCCGAUCAUGCGGUCUACAUUGACACAAGCAAGCCCGGGAUCAGUGUCAUUGACGGGCCGAGAUACGAGCAGAGAAUUGACGAGAAAUACAUUGAUGGCUCGACGCCGGCACGGAGCUUCCGUGUCGAGUCCUUCCGCUCGAACAAUGCCCUGCCAGAAAACCCAGACCAAUCCUUGCGAUGCUAUUUUGUUUACGAGUGUCAAUUCAAAAACCCGAACCCUGGGCCCGAUGAGACCGAUGUCGAGGUCAUUGGGGAGAAGCGGUUCCUUCAGAAAGCCACACAGAAGACCAAGGAGAUCUACCAGGAGAUCAUCACCUAUGCGGUUGCCCGAACGGGCCCCGUCAUUGAGAUGUUCGAGAUGGAGGGCACCCGGGAAAAGAGACUGGUCAUUGCCUAUCGUCAAGGCUCUGCCAUGGGGGUUUUCAGUGCGCUGUCCGAUCUCUACCACUACUACGGAGUUACGAGCUCUCGAAAGUACGUCGAGCAGUUUUCCAACGGCAUCACGGUGGUCUCUCUCUACCUGAAACCCGCCAGCAACGAAAUUGCCAAGUCGAGGUAUCCUCCCAUUGAGGCAUCGAUCCAUCAGAUCAUCAAAGAGGUCUCGUUGCUGUUCUGUAUCCCUCAGAACAAGCUUCAGGGACAAUUUGCCAGCGGCAACCUGAGCUUGCAGGAAAGCAUUUACGCCCACUGCGUGCACGUCUUUGUCCAGCAGUUCCUCAAUCGGCUGGGCUCCGAGUACACCUCGCUGGUGGCCGCGUUGAAAGGAGACACCAACGCCAAUGCGGAAUUGCUCUCGAAGAUCAAGAAGCGGCUGCGGACGGAGACGUUCACCUCGGACUACAUCCUUGAGAUCAUCAACAAGUACCCCGAGCUCAUUCGCAAUCUGUACCUCUCGUUUGCCAGCACCCACUAUGUCCAGACUCGCGGGGAGCAGGAUGAUUUCAUUCCGACGCUGAGCUAUCUGCGACUGGACGUGCAAAACGUUCUCGACGAUGCCACUUUGGCUGAGAUGGUGUCCACCACCACCCAGAACCAGCACGACGAGAUGGUGAUGCAAUACUUCUUGACCUUCAACAGAGCAGUCUUGAAGACCAACUUCUACACCCCGACCAAGGUGGCGCUCAGUUUCCGACUCAAGCCCAGCACUGAGUUCCUGCCCGAGCAUGAAUAUCCGCAACCCCUGUAUGGUAUGUUCUUGGUCAUUGGGUCAGAAUUCAGAGGAUUCCAUCUUCGGUUCCGCGAUAUUGCACGUGGUGGCAUUCGAAUCGUCAAGUCUCGUAACAAGGAACUUUACGCAAUCAACGCCCGAACUCAAUUCGACGAGAAUUACAAUCUGGCCAACACUCAGCAGAGAAAGAACAAGGACAUUCCGGAAGGUGGAUCCAAAGGGGUCAUCCUUCUUGACUAUCAACAUCAAGACAAGACCCGUGUCGCUUUCGAGAAAUACAUUGACAGCAUCAUGGACCUCCUUUUGCCUCCAACGAGCCCUGGCAUCAAAGAUCCCAUUGUCGAUCUGCACGGGCAGGAGGAGAUCCUGUUCAUGGGACCCGACGAGAACACUGCCGACCUCGUGGACUGGGCCACGGAGCACGCCCGUGCCCGAGGUGCCCCGUGGUGGAAGUCCUUCUUCACCGGCAAGAGUCCGAAACUGGGUGGCAUUCCUCACGACUCGUAUGGCAUGACAACUUUGUCCGUCCGCGAGUAUGUCUUGGGCAUUUAUCGCAAGUUGAACCUGGAUCCCAGCAAAAUCAGAAAGCUGCAGACUGGUGGUCCGGAUGGAGACCUGGGGUCCAACGAAAUCCUCCUCAGCAACGAGAAGUACACGGCCAUCGUCGAUGGUUCUGGUGUCCUCGUUGACCCGGCAGGGCUGGAUCGUGCAGAGUUGAUCCGUCUCGCGAAGAAGCGAGUGAUGAUUUCGCAAUACGACAUCUCCAAGCUGUCACCGCAGGGAUACCGCGUGUUGGUGGACGAAAACAACGUCACGUUGCCUUCGGGCGAAAAGGUCCACAACGGCAUGACGUUCCGAAAUACCUUCCACCUGCGCGAUGCUUCGCAAUACGACCUCUUCGUCCCUUGCGGCGGUCGGCCGGAAUCAAUCGAUCUGUCCAGUGCGGGCAAGCUGAUCGUGGAUGGCAAGUGCACGAUCCCAUACAUUGUCGAGGGGGCCAAUCUGUUCAUCACACAAGACGCCAAGCUUCGGCUUGAAAAGGCCGGCUGUGUCAUAUACAAAGACGCCUCGGCCAAUAAGGGUGGUGUGACUUCGUCGUCGCUUGAGGUCCUGGCCAGCUUGUCCUUUGACGAUAAGGGCUUUAUUGAGAACAUGUGUGUCCACAGUGAUGGAACUGUUCCCGAGUUCUACAAGACCUACGUCAAGGAAGUCCAGGAGACCAUCAAGCGCAAUGCACGGCUCGAGUUUGAAGCUAUCUGGCGAGAACACGAAGCCACGGGGGUGCCUCGCUCCACCCUCUCUGAUCAGCUGUCUCUUGCGAUCACCAAGCUCGAUGAGGAUCUCCAAAACUUCAAUGAUCUGUGGAACAACAAAACGCUUCGGCACCAGGUGUUCGAGGAAGCGCUGCCCCAGACGCUGCAGCAGAAGGUGGGCUUGGACAAGAUCUUGAGCCGCGUGCCGGACAACUAUCUCAAGUCCAUCUUUGGGAGUUUCCUGGCCAGCCGAUUUGUGUACGAGUACGGGUCGACGCCGAGUCAGUUUGCCUUUUUUGAUUUCAUGAGCAAAAGGCUUGCAGGUGCGAUCACGAAUGGACGGUAA
Fonsecaea erecta is the source of this 3210-nucleotide messenger RNA. RefSeq lists its product as hypothetical. Lineage: Eukaryota; Fungi; Ascomycota; Eurotiomycetes; Chaetothyriales; Herpotrichiellaceae. The record is from RefSeq and is a predicted model, not a curated record. The transcript is spliced from 2 exons. Gene Ontology annotation, cellular component: mitochondrion. The coding region runs from base 1 to 3210 and encodes 1069 amino acids. Gene Ontology annotation, molecular function: L-glutamate dehydrogenase (NAD+) activity.